GCGGUACUUUCUAUCUAUGACCUUCAGUACAAUUGUAGCGUAUUCAGUCUGGACAAAAGUGUACCAACUGGCUGUCUUCACACAGUUUGACACUUAAGCCCCUUUGGAGACUGUUCCACCGAUGAAUGUCAUAAAUCCAGGAUGAAUUCUAGCACCCUGUUGUCAAGGCUUAGGAAUUCAGAGUGUCCACUGUCUCUUCUAAAGAGAUUUGUAAAUAAUGGCUUUGUUUUGAAAGAUCUCAGCUGUGAAGAAAUGGGUUCACUAGUGUGUUUACUCGUAUCUAAAACAUACGGACUUGGUCUCAAAAUCCUUCUCGAUUGUGGCUUGGAUAUGGCUGCUAGUCAUCCAAUUACUGGAGAUACACCGCUUAUUGUCCUAUGUAAUGAAGGCUUAUGUGGUGCAAUAAAAAAACUGAUGGCCGAAUUGACUUCAACCAGUCUAUUACACUCCAACUAUGGUGGGUUGACGGCUCUAACACAGUUACUUUGUCGCGCUCAUGGGGCCUGUAGUUGUUUAGAAAGUCUCCUUUCACGCUUUCAUUUGUGUAGCGCUCUUUUGCCAAAUGAAAUGAAAACAAACAAUCCUGCAUGUAACCUGAAAGCUAAUAAAAGUUCACAUUCUGAAGGGUCAUUUGGUAAAGGUGAUGAGAACCAGAUACUUUUCACACUUGAACAGCUUUUGAGUCGUAUUAAAUCAGAUAAUGGUGAGCGUAUUACAUCGGUGUUGCAGCUUUGGAUUAAAGCCAACCUACUGCUUCUAUCCCACGACAAUCUUUCCCAAGCCGAUCAACUAACGUUUAACGUGAACGCCUUUCAAGAAAGACUCCUUAGGCCUUUGUCAUCAUCGAUUUCCACCUCUGUUAGUACUGAAUCUCUAAUAAGCAAGCUUGAAGUAGUGCUUUACCAACUAAUCAUCCUCGGUCAGUUACCUGAAUGGUGGAUAAAUGGUCAGUUGUAUGAUUCAAACGCCAUUGAAUGGGAGAAUCAGAGGUUGAUUACUAUGUUAACUGAUAUAAAAUGCCAUUUCAGUCCGCCACUCAGUUUAAGACUCCUCGUGAUACGUACAAUUCGUCGAAUCCUUCAAUACCGAUUUAUAUCUACUUGCCAGUUAUACGAUAUACUGAGUCCUUCAGUGGAUGAUGAUGAUGAUGGUGGUAAUGCACUUUCAUUUAUCACCUGGGUUAAUCAGUUGCCCCUUCCAUUGGUUCUAAAACAGCACAUACUUCUGGACCCUUCAACUUUAAAAUGUACUUAA
Heterobilharzia americana is the source of this 1254-nucleotide messenger RNA. The record is from the annotation of a GenBank genome assembly. Lineage: Eukaryota; Metazoa; Platyhelminthes; Trematoda; Strigeidida; Schistosomatidae.